This is a messenger RNA of Meloidogyne enterolobii, 729 nucleotides long. The record is from the annotation of a GenBank genome assembly. Lineage: Eukaryota; Metazoa; Nematoda; Chromadorea; Rhabditida; Meloidogynidae.
UUUUUUCAAAUAUUUGGAAGAUUGGUCUCAAUUCUAAAUUUAUUUUGUUAUUUUAUUUAUUUAUUUUUUGGAGAAGAAUUUAUUUUUACAUUGGAAAAAAAACACAACUACGGUCUAACAAAACAAUUAUCAACAACAAUAUCUCCAUGCCCCAUGCUGGCAUUUGCCAUGCUUAAAGGCUGGCAUAUUCCUUCAAAAGAUAUCAUUUUACUUAAAUUUAUUUCAAACAACAAAAUCAAAAAAAUGUCGCUUGAAUCUCUUGACUUGAGUGGUGGUUCUUCUGGAAACUCAAAUGAGAUGUGCCAGGACGACCUUUAUAAGUUCUCUCAAGCUGCAAUUAUUGACAAGUUGCAUGUAGACGAGAAACUUGCUCUCUGGCUCUCAAAGAUGACCUUUACCGAUGAUGACCCAAUUUUGGUUUUGAACUUCUCGAAAACCGUGUCUGAUGCUGAUCGGGAAAAGGUUGUCAGCGAAUUGGGAAAACAUGGUGGAGAGAAAUGUCCUUUCCAGGACAAUGUCUUCAAGUUUGAAACUCAUGCGGAUCUGACUUAUGCCAAGGAUGCGCUUCUCAAAAUUGUUCCAAAGUCUUUCUAUUCGACCAUACCACUAUGUGACGAGAAGGGAGAGCCUCGCUAUGACCUCGAGCCAUCAAUAACCACAACUCUCAUUGUUGUGGGUAAGAAGAAGCAACUUCAAUGGCAGCACUUCGAAUUUUUUAAAAUUCUUUAA